This is a messenger RNA of Hippopotamus amphibius kiboko, 2397 nucleotides long. RefSeq names its product kelch repeat and BTB domain containing 7 (gene KBTBD7). The record is from RefSeq and is a predicted model, not a curated record. Bases 281 to 2326 code for a protein of 681 amino acids. The transcript has a single exon. Gene Ontology annotation, molecular function: protein binding. Lineage: Eukaryota; Metazoa; Chordata; Mammalia; Artiodactyla; Hippopotamidae.
UUGCCAGCGCGGCGGCGGCGGAUCGCUCGGUUCCAGCCAGUAGGUCCUGUGAGGGCGAGCUGAGGCGGAGAGAGGGCGCGGAACUGGAAACGGGUGAGUCAGGCACUGUCUACGCGAUAAAGGGAGGCGGCACCGUGGCGUAGGGCUGAGUUAAGUCCGCACGGCCCCGUUCUCUUCAGGGACACCGCGGUCUUAGCGUCUGCGAGGAGACGGUGAGGAGGCGCCAGAGCCCGGUCCUUGCGCCCGUUCCCGUGCUCAGCUCCCCGCCGCCGUCUCCACCAUGCAGUCCCGGGAAGAAGCCCCGCGCUCUCGCCGCCUCGCCAGCCCCCGCGGCGGGAGGCGGCCCAAGAGGAUUUCCAAGCCCUCGGUUUCGGCUUUUUUCACGGGCCCGGAGGAGCUGAAGGACACGGCCCAUUCCGCCGCCCUGCUGGCCCAGCUCAAGUCCUUCUACGACGCGCGGCUGCUCUGCGAUGUGACCAUCGAGGUGGUCACGCCGGGCAGCGGGCCUGGCACGGGCCGCCUGUUCCCCUGCAACCGUAACGUGCUGGCUGCCGCGUGUCCCUACUUCAAGAGCAUGUUCACCGGCGGCAUGUACGAGAGCCACCAGACGAACGUGACCAUGCACGAUGUGGAUGCCGAGUCCUUCGAGGUGCUGGUCGACUACUGCUACACGGGUCGUGUGUCCCUGAGUGAGGCCAACGUGCAGCGCCUGUACGCGGCCUCCGACAUGCUGCAGCUCGAGUACGUGCGGGAAGCCUGUGCUUCCUUCCUAGCCCGCCGCCUUGACCUGGCCAACUGCACGGCCAUCCUCAAGUUCGCCGACGCCUUCGACCAUCACAAGCUGCGAUCACAGGCCCAGUCCUUUAUAGCUCACAACUUCAAGCAGCUCAGCCGCAUGGGUUCGAUUCGGGAAGAAUCUCUGGCAGACCUGAGCCUGGCCCAGCUGCUGGCCGUCCUGCGCCUGGACAGUCUAGACAUCGAGCGUGAGCGGACCGUGUGCCACGUGGCGGUGCAGUGGUUGGAGGCGGCUCCCAAGGAGCGGGGUCCCAGCGCUGCGGAAGUCUUCAAGUGUGUCCGCUGGACCCACUUCACGGACGAAGAUCGGGAUUACCUGGAAGGGCUGCUGACCAAGCCCAUUGUGAAGAAGUACUGCCUGGACCUCGUUGAAGGGGCCCGGCAGAUGCGAUAUGGUGACACGUUGUACAAGUCUCUGGUGCCAAAGCCAGAGAGCAGCGGCGGCAGCAGCUCUGUUGUGUCCAUAGCAGAAAAUCCACCCCAGAGGCUGGGUAUGUGUGCCAAGGAGAUGGUGGUCUUCUUUGGACAUCCCAGAGAUCCCUUUCUGUGCUAUGACCCAUACUCAGGGGACAUUUACACAAUGCCAUCACCUUUGACCAGCUUGGCUCACACUAAGACUGUCACCUCCUCAGCUGUCUGUGUCUCUCCAGACCAUGACAUCUAUCUAGCUGCCCAGCCCAGGAAAGACCUCUGGGUGUAUAAGCCAGCGCAGAAUAGUUGGCAGCAGCUUGCUGACCGCCUGCUCUGCCGUGAGGGCAUGGAUGUGGCCUACCUCAAUGGCUACAUCUACAUUUUGGGUGGGCGAGACCCUAUUACUGGAGUUAAAUUAAAGGAAGUGGAAUGCUAUAGUGUUCAGAGGAACCAGUGGGCCUUAGUGGCUCCUGUACCCCAUUCCUUCUAUUCCUUUGAACUGAUAGUGGUUCAGAACUAUCUUUAUGCUGUGAACAGUAAGCGCAUGCUCUGCUAUGAUCCUAGCCAUAAUAUGUGGCUGAACUGUGCUUCUCUUAAACGCAGUGACUUUCAGGAAGCCUGUGUCUUCAAUGACGAGAUCUAUUGCAUCUGCGACAUCCCUGUCAUGAAGGUGUAUAACCCAGCCAGGGGAGAAUGGAGGCGGAUUAGCAAUAUUCCCCUGGACUCUGAGACCCACAACUACCAGAUUGUCAACCAUGGCCAAAAGUUGCUCCUCAUCACUUCUACAACCCCACAGUGGAAAAAAAACCGGGUGACUGUGUAUGAAUAUGAUACUAGGGAAGACCAGUGGAUUAACAUAGGUACCAUGUUAGGUCUUCUGCAGUUUGACUCUGGCUUUAUUUGCCUCUGUGCUCGCGUUUAUCCUUCCUGCCUUGAACCUGGUCAGAGUUUCAUCACUGAGGAGGAUGAUGCACGAAGUGAGUCCAGCACUGAAUGGGACUUAGAUGGAUUCAGUGAACUGGACUCUGAGUCAGGAAGUUCAAGUUCUUUUUCUGAUGAUGAAGUCUGGGUACAGGUAGCACCUCAGCGAAAUGCACAGGAUCAGCAGGGUUCUUUGUAAAUAUUUUGAAAUACUAAGAUGUUUCUACUGCCAUGGAAUAUAUCUUAAAAAGAUGUGCUUUCCUUUUCCUG